This is a messenger RNA of Pan troglodytes (chimpanzee), 492 nucleotides long. It is a transcript of the gene TFF1, whose product is annotated as trefoil factor 1. The transcript has 3 exons. The record is from RefSeq and is a predicted model, not a curated record. Gene Ontology annotation, biological process: maintenance of gastrointestinal epithelium. The coding region runs from base 41 to 295 and encodes 84 amino acids. NCBI's taxonomy places the organism in Eukaryota, Metazoa, Chordata, Mammalia, Primates, Hominidae.
AUCCCUGACUCGGGGUCGCCUUUGGAGCAGAGAGGAGGCAAUGGCCGCCAUGGAGAACAAGGUGAUCUGCGCCCUGGUCCUGGUGUCCAUGCUGGCCCUCGGCACCCUGGCCGAGGCUCAGACAGAGACGUGUACAGUGGCCCCCCGUGAAAGACAGAAUUGUGGUUUUCCUGGUGUCACGCCCUCCCAGUGUGCAAAUAAGGGCUGCUGUUUCGACGACACCGUUCGUGGGGUCCCCUGGUGCUUCUAUCCUAAUACCAUCGACGUCCCUCCAGAAGAGGAGUGUGAAUUUUAGACACUUCUGCAGGGAUCUGCCUGCAUCCUGACGCGGUGCCGUCCCCAGCACGGUGAUUAGUCCCAGAGCUCGGCUGCCACCUCCACCGGACACCUCAGACACGGUUCUGCAGCUGUGCCUUGGCUCACAACACAGAUUGACUGCUCUGACUUUGACUACUCAAAAUUGGCCUAAAAAUUAAAAGAGAUCGAUAUUAA